Cercocebus atys (sooty mangabey) is the source of this 4314-nucleotide messenger RNA. RefSeq names its product F-box and leucine-rich repeat protein 13 (gene FBXL13). Gene Ontology annotation, molecular function: protein binding. Lineage: Eukaryota; Metazoa; Chordata; Mammalia; Primates; Cercopithecidae. The coding region runs from base 1999 to 4206 and encodes 735 amino acids. Gene Ontology annotation, cellular component: SCF ubiquitin ligase complex. The transcript is spliced from 19 exons. The record is from RefSeq and is a predicted model, not a curated record. Gene Ontology annotation, biological process: SCF-dependent proteasomal ubiquitin-dependent protein catabolic process.
AUAGUGAGACCUCAUCUCUUAAAGAAAAUGUAUAGUAUACUAAAUGAAUAUUGGUUUUACUUUUUUUUCAUAUGCCUUUCCUAUGUAGUUUUCCAUACCAUUGUAACUGGCAGUAAAAUGAUUUUUAAUGUUUUAACAGAAAACUUCAAAGGUCAUGAAUAACUAUAAUUCUUCCCAUUAAUUACUGAUUGCUUAAUUGCAGGGUUUUUCAGUCUUACAUUGCACAGUUCUGCACAGUGAGGACUGCCUAUAUGUGCUGUUAAAGUGAUCUAAAUAUGUCCUGAGAAGGACUCUGUACUUCUGUAUUUGAGUUCUUGUGGAAGAACUGCAACCUAGCUUAAUAGGUAGACAAGAUUGAAAACCUAACUAGGAGUAUGUACCUAUAACUAUAGCUGAGACUUGGCCAAUCCCAGCAACCAUACUUAAACCAUUCAUACACCGCUGAGUGUUCAGACUGUGUUCAAACAAGGCAAACAUCAGUCUGUAACCAAUCUAGCUGUUCUGUACCUUACUUCCGAUUUCUGUACAUCAUUUCUCCUUUUUGGUCUAUAAAUCUUCCACGAGGUGGCUGUGCUGGAGUCUCUGUGAAUCUGCUGUGAUUCUGGGGACUACCUGACUUGUGAAUUUUUCGUUGUUCAAUUAAACUCCAUUAAAUUUUAUUUGGCUAAAGUUUUUCUUUAAUCAGAUAGUGUCAGAAGUGGGAUCUGAAGUAGAGCUUCUGGCAACCCCCAGGAGUGCUGAUUGAACUGAACAAGCAAGGUACCUGCAGGACCCACUUGUGUUCACUGAUCUCUCAGAGCAGCUGGGGCUUGUGGAUAAGCUCUCUCUUGGAUUUCAGAGCUCCACAGAUUUGUGUUUUGAGCUCUCCAAGUUUCUUUGAGCCAAUUUCUGAUCCAAACAGGGUUUGGAAGUCAUGACAGAAACUGAGCUGGGUCCAGGAAUGGAUUUGAUCUGGGAAUUAAUUGGCUUGGAUCCAGUUAGAGGUCUCUUACACCUGACUGGUUCAGAAAGGAACUGAUAGUAAGCAGUAAUAUUGCAGGAUUAUAAAACUUGACUUUUGAAAAUUCACAGGGAUUUUUAUGUUCUACCCCUUUGUUUCAUUUUUCUUGCAUGCUUAGGUAGGAAAAAUCAUUGGCUCAGUUAAUCAAGAGACCCUGAGAGUCAAGCCAAUAUUUUAAGUAAAAAUGAGAUCCUUAUUUUCCAGAAAACUAAGUUCCUUCCAGCUUACAUUAGGCCUGGGAGGCAGCAUAGUCUUACAGAAAUGGCAAAAUCUUACUAUAGAUAACUUACAGUGGAAUGUUCCAAAUGUACAACAAUGCAAUUAAGUAUGUUUAAAAAUAAGGGCUCUCAGUAAAGUCUCUUUCAGUUAAGAACAAGUUUGGCGCUAUGGGAUGUUAACUGCUAUUCUCUUUUGAUUAAUCUGUCUUAUACUUUUUGCUGACUGCUAUAGGUGACAGUAUUAGGCAUGUACAGGACCAUGGGACAUGGGAAGCUUUUUCCUCUCCAAAAGGGGAAUCUUGAGAGCUGAUGGGAUUGCUGGAAAAGAUCCCUUCACUACUGACAAGUGGCCUCCUGAACUUUUCAGUGUCACUGCAAUGAAUGGGUCUUGCUCUCGCCUCCCUGAGCUCUUCACUUUUCCCAUCUUGCCACAGGCAAUACUUUUCUUUCUCUUCCUUUCCUUUCGUAUCUUUUCUGUUACUCAGGGCAGCCAUCUUGCCCAGAGACCAUGUGCUGAAACUCCUAGUUGGAGGUUGGAUUGAAGAUGACAGGGGCCAUCGGAGGGCAAAUUUAAGCCUAACCAGUUUGAUAUUGGGUGCUAAACAGAGUGGCUAAUGUCUGUGUUUUAUCAUAUGUGUUUUGUUCUGGCCAAAACGAAAAAAGAUCAUUUUCUUUUAUGAUGCAGCUUGGCCCCCAGGGCGAUGGUGUGGCAAGCUGGGUCACUAGAGCUGCUCAGGGAAAGGGAAAGAGAGCCCAGAAGCCUAGCAUGCCAGUAAAAGGAUGACUCCAGAAUUGAUGAUAAAAGCCUGUAGCUUUUAUACUGGACAUUUAGUAAAGACUCAUUUUUGCACUUGGAGAGACAUAGCUCGUACAAAUGAAAAUGUCGCCCUGGCUGAAAAAAUGAACAGAGCAGUGACAUGUUACAAUUUCAGACUUCAGAAAUCUGUAUUUCAUCACUGGCACUCUUACAUGGAAGACCAGAAAGAAAAACUUAAAAAUACGCUAUUGCGAAUACAACGGAUCAUCUAUUGUCACAAGCUGUCCAUUAUCCUAACAAAAUGGCGGAAUAGAGCAAGACUUAAGAGUAAAAAGAAAGAAGAUGAGCUGAUACUAAAACAUGAACUUCAAUUGAAAAAAUGGAAAAAUAGGUUAAUACUCAAAAGAGCUACUGCAGAAGAAUCCAAUUUUCCUGAACAAAGUUCUUCUGAAGGCUCUCUUGUAGACGAGACUCUAAAAUGUGACAUUUCACUGUUACCUGAAAGAGCGAUAUUGCAGAUUUUCUUCUACCUCAGUUUAAAAGAUGUGAUAAUAUGUGGUCAAGUUAAUCAUGCCUGGAUGUUGAUGACACAGCUGAACUCACUGUGGAAUGCUAUUGAUUUUUCCACAGUGAAAAAUGUGAUUCCAGAUAAAUAUAUACUGUCUACUUUGCAAAGGUGGCGUUUAAAUGUGCUGCGUUUGAAUUUUCAUGGUUGUCUUCUCCGACCCAAAACUUUCAGAUCUGUCAGCCACUGUAGGAACUUGCAAGAGCUGAAUGUCUCUGACUGCCCAACAUUCACAGAUGAAUCAAUGAGACACAUUUCUGAGGGCUGCCCGGGGGUCCUGUAUCUCAAUCUGUCUAACACAACUAUCACCAACAGGACGAUGCGACUCCUGCCGAGGCACUUCCACAACUUACAGAAUCUUAGUUUGGCUUAUUGCAGAGGGUUCACAGAUAAAGGCUUACAGUACCUGAACUUGGGGAAUGGAUGCCACAAGCUCAUCUAUCUGGACCUCUCCGGCUGCACCCAGAUUUCAGUCCAAGGCUUCAGGUACAUUGCAAACAGCUGCACUGGAAUUACGCAUCUUACCAUUAAUGACAUGCCAACUCUGACGGACAACUGUGUAAAAGCUUUAGUUGAAAAGUGCUCUCGUAUUACAUCGCUGGUUUUCACUGGUGCACCGCAUAUCUCCGAUUGUACUUUCAAAGCUCUUUCUACUUGUAAACUCAGAAAGAUCCGAUUCGAAGGAAAUAAAAGGGUUACUGAUGCAUCCUUCAAAUAUAUAGACAAGAAUUAUCCAAAUCUCAGUCACAUUUAUAUGGCUGACUGCAAGGGAAUAACAGACAGCAGCCUCAGAUCCCUUUCACCUUUGAGGCAACUGACUGUGUUGAAUUUGGCAAAUUGUGUAAGAAUUGGUGAUAUGGGGCUAAGGCAAUUUCUUGAUGGUCCUGCAAGCAUAAGGAUAAGAGAGCUAAAUUUAAGCAACUGCGUGCGGCUAAGCGAUGCCUCUGUUAUGAAACUAUCUGAGCGCUGCCCUAAUUUAAACUACUUGAGUUUACGAAAUUGUGACCAUUUGACAGCCCAAGGAAUUGGAUAUAUUGUAAACAUCUUUUCCUUGGUAUCAAUAGAUCUCUCUGGAACAGACAUCUCUAAUGAGGGUUUGAAUGUACUUUCCAAACAUAAAAAAUUGAAGGAACUUUCUGUAUCCGAGUGUUAUAGAAUCACUGAUGUUGGAAUUCAGGCAUUCUGCAAAAGCUCACUGAUCUUGGAACAUUUGGAUGUCUCUUAUUGCUCCCAGCUGUCAGAUAUGAUUAUCAAAGCACUGGCCAUUUACUGCAUUAACCUCACGUCUCUCAGCAUUGCUGGCUGUCCAAAGAUUACUGACUCAGCGAUGGAGAUGUUAUCGGCAAAAUGCCAUUACCUGCACAUUUUGGAUAUCUCUGGUUGUGUCCUGCUUACUGACCAAAUCCUUGAGGACCUUCAGAUAGGCUGCAAACAACUCCGGAUCCUUAAGAUGCAAUACUGCACAAAUAUUUCCAAGAAGGCAGCUCAGAGAAUGUCAUCUAAAGUUCAGCAGCAGGAAUACAACUCUAAUGACCCUCCACAUUGGUUUGGCUAUGAUAGGGAAGGAGACCCUCUUACAGAGCUUGACAAUGUAACACCAUCUAAAGGAGCCUCAGAAUUAACAGUGGAAAAGUCAACAUAUAGCAGUGAAGAGCAAGUAGCGUGACCUUCAGCCUCAAGCAGGAAAAACAACAAAUCAAGAACUUGACAAGUUUUCUCCAUUUGUUGCAAGUAUGUUCACUAGCUGAAUCUCAAUAACAAUGUAAACAAGCAA